GAUCUUCUCUUUCAAAGUAUGAACUGUACUUUUUGAUUUAUUUACAGGUAAGCGUGGCAUAGCUGAGUCGGCUGGUCGUGUGUAGCAUAGUUCUGACGGCUAAUAGACGCCAAGCAAUGAUGCUGCCACUCCGUUCCGAUGUCGGUCAGAAUGCUUGGCCAUCUUUGUGGGUUUCUUGCUUUGCGCAUUCUCUUGCGCGUUCUUAUCUGGCCAGUUCUCGAAUGUGUCUCUCCCUGGCACAUCGCAUGCAGCUUGAACUCGAACAAGCGGUGGGAGUGACAUUCCUCUCACAAUCGAAGAGCGCCCCAACGAACCGGCAAAUGCGACUCGAAUGAAUUGCGGAUGUCCAAUUGACAUGCUGCGAUAACGAAUGUCGGUUAUGCGUCUCCCUUGUCUCGAGAGAGGAGGCCAUGGUUGAUGUGUUGUUCGUCCCAGGC
Molecule: messenger RNA, 437 nt
Organism: Aspergillus saccharolyticus JOP 1030-1
Lineage: Eukaryota; Fungi; Ascomycota; Eurotiomycetes; Eurotiales; Aspergillaceae
Exons: 1
Coding region: 117-335 (72 amino acids)
Source: RefSeq, a predicted model, not a curated record